Molecule: messenger RNA, 1146 nt
Organism: Neurospora tetraspora
Lineage: Eukaryota; Fungi; Ascomycota; Sordariomycetes; Sordariales; Sordariaceae
Product: S-adenosyl-L-methionine-dependent methyltransferase
Exons: 6
Coding region: 1-1146 (381 amino acids)
Molecular function (GO): methyltransferase activity
Source: RefSeq, a predicted model, not a curated record
AUGAGUUCCCCUCUCAAAAAGGCACAGUCACCAGCACCCGAGGCAAAGUCACCAAAGGGAAAGGAGAAGUCGCCCACACCUGGUCCCGCGUCACCAGCGGGAAAGAAGUCGCCCACACCCGCGAAUCUCCUGCACGUACAGGAGGUGGAUGAGGACAAUGAAUCGACCCUAGGAAGUGACGCCGGAAGUUCGACCGCCUCGAUCUCUUCCAGCAUUUUGCAGUACCGUAAUGUCCUGGGACGAACCUACCAUAGCGAUUCUGUGACUGACACGGAGUAUUGGGGCCCUAAUGAUGCCAAGGCAAAUGAGAUGUUGGAUAUCUUCCACGCGGCCAUGGUUAUGUUGUUCGAUGGAAAGCUGUAUACGUCCCCGCUCAAUGAGAAGGAGAUUAAGAACGCUAUUGAUAUCGGUACCGGCACUGGUAAGCUGAUCAACCUGGACCGCCAUCUCUCCCCUUUACUCAACUUUACUGACCAUCUUUACGUGCAGGAUGACUUUGCGGACGAUCAUCCCAAUUGCAACGUAAUUGGCACCGACAUUUCCCCUAUUCAACCUACCUGGUUACCUCCAAACGCCUGCUUCGAGAUCAAUGACGCAACUAAGGAGUGGACCUAUCAAGAGAACUACUUCGACUUCAUUCAUCUUCGCUGGCUUACCGGCAUCAUCAAGGAUUGGAAUGCCCUAUAUAAGGAGGCGUAUAGGUGUGCGAAACCCGGUGCUUGGAUUGAACAACUUGACGGCGAUGCUGAAUUGUAUUGCUUUGAUGGAACGAUGCCUAAUAAUUCCGCUAUGGCCCAAUGGGUUGGGCGGAAGACCGGGCUCGAGGUCAACGUGGUUUCUUCAGACACGAUGGAAAAAGGAAUGAAGAACGCUGGGUUUACCAACAUUACAUCCGAGGAAUACUAUCUUCCCGCCUCGCCCUGGUCCGAUGACGAGAAGAUGAAGCAGCUGGGUCUCUACUACUCUGCGGCGCUGACACAUGACAUUGAGGGCUUCCUUGUCUAUUUCAUGCCCAACUACCUGGGGUGGACCCCGAAGGAAAUCGCAAACUACGCCGCUACUAUUCGCCGAGAGUUUAGGGAAGCCAAGAUUCAUGCUAAUAUGAGGUGGCGUAUGGUGAGGGCGCAAAAGCCGCUGGAUGCUUAA